Nezara viridula (southern green stink bug) is the source of this 465-nucleotide messenger RNA. NCBI's taxonomy places the organism in Eukaryota, Metazoa, Arthropoda, Insecta, Hemiptera, Pentatomidae. The record is from the annotation of a GenBank genome assembly.
AUGGAGCGGUUCCCGCAAACUGUGGCUGUUUGUUGGCCAAAGAGAGAUCAUUCCGACGACACAGAGGUCGAAAGGCGACAGGAAGCGGAAGAAGAACAAGCGGAAGGGAGGAGCGGCCGGCGGUGGCGGAGGGGGAGGGGGAGGCGGUGGCGGAGGUGGCGGUGGCGGCGGCGGCGGCGGCAACUACAAGGGCGCCACAAAGGGCGGCCUCAAGAAGCACCUCAAGAAGUACAUGUUCCCGCUCCUCAUCGCCUACAAGCUCAAGUUCCUCACCCUCAUACCCCUGUUGAUCGGCGGCCUAGUUCUCAUCGUGGCCUCUACCGGAUUCGCGGGCUUCUUCUUCGCCCUCUUCGCCGUAGGUGUCGGUCUCAAGAAGGACUGAUCUCUACUCCCUCAGGACUGCCGUUCAACGGGCGAAAUGUUGUUUGCGAGGAUAUUUCUCAACAAGUCCACAAUUGUAUAUAA